Populus euphratica (Euphrates poplar) is the source of this 1600-nucleotide messenger RNA. RefSeq names its product Protein kinase superfamily protein. The coding region runs from base 123 to 1397 and encodes 424 amino acids. The record is from RefSeq and is a predicted model, not a curated record. Gene Ontology annotation, biological process: protein phosphorylation. Lineage: Eukaryota; Viridiplantae; Streptophyta; Magnoliopsida; Malpighiales; Salicaceae. The transcript is spliced from 5 exons. Gene Ontology annotation, molecular function: protein kinase activity; ATP binding.
UGUGAGGAUUAUCUCCCUUAAAAAAUUUUGAAAUCUUUUGAGUUUGAGACGACGUCAUUGCCCACCAUUAAUAUUUCUUGGAGCUCAAGCUGAUAAAUUUAGGACAUAUUUGGCUUUGAAACAUGGGUUGCUUUUGUUGUUUUUCAUCUAAUGAGAAUAAUGUAGAUAGGAGGAGAAAUGGUUCAAGAAGAUCAGCUCAGCCACCUGCCUAUCCUCCUCGGAAAGAUCACAAUAAUAUUGCACCACAACCGGAGAAUUGCAAGCCAAGACCCCGACCUGAAUCUAAUGAAAACAAGGAUGCUCGUGAUCAUAAAGAAGCUGCCAACGGUAGCAGUAAUGUCAUUGCAGCACAAACCUUCACUUUCCGUGAGCUGGCCAUGGCCACGAAGAAUUUCCGACGGGAAUGUCUAAUUGGUGAAGGUGGAUUUGGUAGAGUUUACAAGGGAAAACUUGACAAAAGUGGUCAGGUUGUGGCUGUGAAGCAACUUGAUAGGAAUGGUUUGCAAGGGAACAGAGAGUUUCUUGUUGAGGUGUUAAUGUUGAGUCUAUUGCACCAUCAGAAUCUAGUAAAUCUCGUCGGAUACUGCGCAGACGGGGAUCAAAGACUUCUGGUUUAUGAGUACAUGCCAAUGGGAUCUCUUGAAGACCAUCUACUAGAUCUUACACCUGAGCAAAAGCCAUUAGAUUGGUUCUCACGAAUGAAAAUAGCAUUAGGAGCUGCAAAAGGUUUAGAAUACUUGCACGAUAAGGCUAAUCCCCCAGUUAUAUAUCGUGAUUUGAAAUCAUCAAACAUCUUGCUGGACAAAUUCUUUAAUGCCAAACUCUCUGAUUUCGGGCUAGCAAAGCUUGGACCUGUUGGGGAAAAGUUACAUGUAUCUUCAAGGGUGAUGGGAACGUACGGUUAUUGUGCACCAGAGUAUCAAAGAACUGGCCAACUUACAGUCAAGUCAGAUGUGUACAGUUUUGGCGUUGUUUUUCUGGAGUUAAUCACUGGAAAGAGAGCCAUUGACACGACAAGACAAAACAAUGAGCAAAAUCUAGUUGCUUGGGCACAACCAGUAUUCAAGGAACCAAGUAGAUACCCAGAACUAGCCGAUCCACUUCUACAGGGAGAUUUUCCUGUUAGAGGCUUAAAUCAAGCAGUUGCAGUUGCAGCCAUGUGUCUCCAGGAGGAACCAUUGGUUCGUCCACUGAUCAGUGACGUGGUCUCUGCUCUUAGUUUGCUUGGAGAUGGUCUAGAAGAAGGAGCAGAACCAGCUGCUUCUUUUCCUUCCCCGCCAACCAUGGAAACCAUUGAUAGUGCAAAAGAACGUCAACUAGCUGUGGAAGAAGCCAUAGAAUGGGGAUCAAAUUCAAGGCGUAUGGCGUCGCAGAGUCCAUGGGCUACUGCGUCGUAGAUUUUCUUCCGUUUAGAUUUUGUAUGCAUCAAUAUGGUUGUUUUCCUUGAUGCCUCUCUCUCUCUCUCUCUCACUCAAAAGACAUUAAUUCUUUUAUUCUUUCGUUUGUGUUUGAUUAAUGUCUCGGGACAGAAAGAACAAUUACCGAAAAAGAUGGAAGCAUGUUUGAUUGACAUAAAGUACAGAGAGAUAUGUCCUCGCCA